UUCGUUCUAUAAUGAAUGUUUUUAAGAAUCGAUGAAAAUGCAAAAAUGAGAGAGAUUGAAAAAAAUGAAGAAUUAAAGGCAGAAAUACAAGAUCAAUUAAAUGUCAAUAGAGAUUUGCAACUUAUAAAAGAAUCCCAGGCUAAAGAAGAGUUGAAAAGGAAGAAAGAAUUGCAAAAGGAUUUUUUAAAAUCGAUCGAUGAGAAAAAACAUGCCCAACUCGAAUCUAAACGUAACGAGAAAUUCGAAGAUCUUGCUAUCGAUAUAUACAACAGAUCUAAAUCUCGAAUAAAAAAGAUGUUGAAAGAAAGAGCUCAAAAAGAAAAGCAAUCUAGGGAACAGAGAGCUAAUGUUAUCGGAGAACAAUUUGCUUCUCUCGUCGAUUCCUCUCGUAAAAUCGAGAAAGAAAAUGAAAAUUUCGUUAAAGCGGUUAAUGAGAUAGAAAAAAAUGCAAUUGAAAGAUAUAAAGCGCGAAAGGAUUACGAAAUUGCGAUGAGAACUGCUAGAAUCGAAGACAAACGUAAAGACGAAGCUGCUAAAAUAAAAUUAAAGAGAGAUGAAAAAGAUAUACAAACUUGGGAAACAUUGCAAAGAUUCAAAAGGGAGGAAUAUAAUAAGCGAGUAGAAUUAAAUGAUCGAAUAGAAGAACGAAAUAGAAAAAUUAAUUAUGCUCGUGAUUUGCAAAAACAUAUGCAAUUACAAAAAGAGGAACGUAAAUACCAAAAUCGUCUUGAUGACGAUUUUAAUGAAAUGAAAGCUGCUAUUAAACAAGACAACGAAAGAGUUUUAUCUUAUAAUCAACAAGUCUUAGAAGAAUCUAAAGGAGUGAGACCACUUUAUCCUAUUUUAAAAGCUAUCGAGGAAUGUAAGGAAGAAAUGGGUUUGAUAAAACCACCAAAAUUAAUUAAACCUAUUUCACCGAAACAAUUAAAACGAAUACGCGGAGUACGUCGUGGACCUUGUACGAAAAUCGUAGAAGAAAAUAAAAUUCAUUAUAAUUCCCCACCUACGUCUUGGUCUAACCAAUGA
This is a messenger RNA of Polistes canadensis, 1026 nucleotides long. Its product is annotated as arginine and glutamate-rich protein 1-like. The transcript has 6 exons. Lineage: Eukaryota; Metazoa; Arthropoda; Insecta; Hymenoptera; Vespidae. The record is from RefSeq and is a predicted model, not a curated record. Bases 16 to 1026 code for a protein of 336 amino acids.